UCCUGCAACACCUCACACUCCAGCAGCCAUCUCAUCCGGCUAUACUGCAGCAUGGAUUCUACCAGCACACUCCACCUGUGGCUGUUCUGCUUGCUGCUCAGUGCUGCAGUCCCAAAACCCACCUGUGAUCCCAGUGCCUGUCCAGCCUGCCCCGAGCCAGGACCUGGGGGCUGCUGCCCGUCAUGCGUGCCGGCCUGUGCCUGCCCACCCUACCUGCAGGAUGACUGCGAAAUGCAAGGCUUCAGUGAUAGACAUGUCCCCACGGGCAGGUCCUUCUACAUCGACUUCGCCCGCAAGCUGUGCACUUGCCAGCCCAGCGGGGACAUCACCUGCAGCUCACGCUGUGACCCCGUGCCUGCUUCCUGCCAGGCUGUGGGCAGCCCAGUGGCCGAUGGCUGUCCCCGCUGUGUCUGCUAUGAUGAGGAGGAGGUGGCUGUGCUUGCUGGCUCCGUAGUGCCCCAAGGUGGCCAGCUCUGCACCUGCCCUCCCCAGGGUGGCCAACUGCAGUGCAGUGAUGGGGGUGAGGCAUGAUCUGCUCCAAGGGCAGUGGGACUGGAGGCUUGCAGGGAGUGGGAGGCCUUCUGCUCCAUCAGGCCUCUUCACUGGAAUGCAUUCCAGGCCUCAAACUGUCCCAUCAUGCGGGGAGAUGCUGUGCUGUUGCAUCUAAGCAUCUUUUUAGUGGGCAGACAGAUUGGGUUGGUUACUGAUGGCACUGCAAUGAACCAAACUGCAGUUAUUUAUUUAUUUGUGAGGUUAUUGUGCUUUUGUGAGUGUCUAUGUUUAUAUAGGAUGUGGAUGUGUGUGUCUUAAGUAAGUCAACAGAUUAGAGACAAGCUCUCCCCUUCCUGCUGCUGGAGACAGUAGAAUGUGCGCCCUGAAUGCUCUGAAGUGUGCGCUGUAUAUAUUUAUAUCCUCAUAUAUAUACA
This is a messenger RNA of Lagopus leucura (white-tailed ptarmigan), 926 nucleotides long. RefSeq names its product fibulin-2-like. The record is from RefSeq and is a predicted model, not a curated record. The coding region runs from base 52 to 531 and encodes 159 amino acids. The transcript is spliced from 2 exons. NCBI's taxonomy places the organism in Eukaryota, Metazoa, Chordata, Aves, Galliformes, Phasianidae.